UUAUUAGCAACCACUUGAUUUUCUUGAAAACAAAUAGUAUAUUAUUUAUAAUCUUUGUAAAUCGGAAUCAGUAAUCAGUACUAUUUUGGGUGAACGUCGUUAUUGGUCGUGUAUGUGCACUUGCGAAAAUGUGUGUAUAGUUUAAAAACAAAAAUUGUGAAAAAAUAAUAUAAAAUGUCAGGCGAUCAGGAUUUGAACAACUUGUCGAUGCAUCCUUCACCAACAUCUCACGCAGAAACAAAUAAUCACAAUACAAGAAAGGUCAGCAUUAUAGAUCACCAUUUCCACGAACGGGGACACGACAACCACGCAUUCGAAUCACCUGCGCGUAGCCGAAAAGUUUCAUCAUCGGACCACGCCGACAUCGGACCGGUACGGAAAAAAAGCAUUUUGCACAACCACGUAAAUAAUGCUUUCGAAAAGGACGGGUAUCGACUUGACAGCGGCAAUGGAGAUCGACUCAAAAAACAUUCCACAACGGAAUCGGUGCAAUCGAAAACUUCUGCGUAUUCCAAAUCUUCCGCUUAUUCGAGAGGUAGAAGGUAUUCGGAGAGUUGUGAAGAAAACAGAUCUUGGUGGCACGUAUUUUGCCUGAAAUGUCGCUCAGAGGAAUCGCACCCUUCCUGGCAGCCAUCGGCGUGGCCAAAACUAUGUCCGUACCCGUUUUGUCCAACGUAUCGACAGUUUUCCAGAAUAUUAGCUAUAGGGCUUAUAGGAUUACUAUGUUGGUGUAUACUAUAUUCCAUAGUGGGAGCUCCAGCCGCUCCUCCAAAAGGAAUAUUGUUCCAAUUAAUAAUACUUUGCAUAGGCGCUUUUUUAGGAGGAUGGCUUAUGACCCUAACAACUCUUCCAGCCUUAAUUGGCAUGCUUUUCACAGGAGUUUUAUUUCAAAAUGUCGGUAUUGUAGAUAUUGAUGAGAAAUUUGCGGAAAUCAAUAGCGAAUUGAGGCAUUUGGCACUGGUUAUUAUCCUUAUUCGUGCCGGCUUAGAUCUGGAUCCUAAAGCUUUGAAAAAGCUUAAAUUCGCAGUGAUAAAAGUCGGUCUUGUUCCGUUUUUUAUAGAAGGUUUAGUCACUGCCAUCUUAUCCAAAUUUUUCCUGGACUUAUCGUGGAGCUAUGCUAUUUUACUUGGUAGUGUUAUAGCGGCUGUAUCACCUGCUGUAGUGGUACCCUGUUUAUUUAGAAUGCGUACAAAAGGGUAUGGAGUUGCCAAAGGUAUUCCAACUCUGAUAAUUGCAAUAGCAGGUAUCGACGAUGCCGUCUCUGUGGCCGUUUUUGGAAUUAUAAAAAGCAUCAUGUUCUCCAACAGUGGCGUAAUGCAAAUUAUUCUGCAAGGACCCGUCUCGAUUAUCGGUGGAAUCGCUUUUGGCGUUAUGUGGGGCGUUAUUUGUAAUUAUACUCCAGAAAAACACGAUCCCUUUAUGGUUCCUCUACGUAUUCUCCUACUUCUAGUAGGAGGCACAGUCACAGUAUUCGGUAGUGAACUAAUAGGUUACGGCGGAGCAGGCCCUUUAGCUUGCGUAGCUGCCGCCUUCACUUGCUUAGUCGUCUGGUCCAGACAAGGAUGGGAAAUCGAGGAAAAUCCGGCUGCAACUGCAUUCGAAAUAUUCUGGAUGAUCUUCGAACCGAUUUUGUUCGGAAUAACCGGCGCUCAAGUGAAGUUCAACCAGUUGGAUGGAAAAAUCGUUGCCAUUGGAACUGGAAUUUUGGUGGCUGCUUUCUUGGUGCGACAAGCUGUUACCAUUUUGGUGGCUGUCGGAUCCAAUUAUAAUUUGAAGGAGAAGAUAUUUAUUGCUUUUGCUUUGAUGGCUAAAGCAACUGUGCAGGCUGCUCUUGCUCCAGUAGUCCUUGGAACUAUAACCGACAAGACAUCACCAGAAUACGAGUACGCUCAAAAAAUCCUAAUGGUCUGCAUCCUCUCCAUCAUGGUUACAGCGCCAACGGGAGCAAUUUUAAUCACAUUAUCUGGUCCAAGGCUGUUGACCAAAACCAAAAUACCGGUAGUAACAGAAGCCUGGAGAAGAUCCCAUCGACCUUCUAUCAGAGAUAUCAGCAUUAUCGACGAAGAAGAAGAGAAACAGGAUCUGGAUAGUAUUACUACUGACACGCCUGAUAAUAGUUUAAGGUCGGCCAAUGGAAAGAAUAAAAUUCCGAGUAAGAAUGAAGAUGGUAACGAAAUUCAAUCGUAAGGUUUGUUACCACAACUAUUCAAUGUUAUCUCGUUUAAAUUUGUUUUAUAAUGUUAGAAUGCUGUUAUUUCUGGAUAUAUUAUUCAAAUGCCUAUUUUUAAUGUAUGGAUUUUAUUGUUGAUUGCGGAAGCUGAUAUUUGUUCACAUUGAACCUGAAAUGUAUGUAAUCAUAAAAUUCAAAGAUUUAUGUUGUUAAACUUUUAAACCAUUCCAAAAAUAAAUGUAUAUUUUAUCAAAAAUUAUGUAUUAUGUUACAGAUUUUGUAGCCUAGUAGAGCAAGUAUUUUGUAUGUAGAUUAUACUGUAUAUUAAUUAUUAUUCCUCUGAAAACCUAAUUUAUUUUAUGUUUAUUAUAAUGUAAAUAGUUACCCCAAUAAAACUAAAUAUUGAAAUGUUUUA
Molecule: messenger RNA, 2585 nt
Organism: Ceutorhynchus assimilis (cabbage seed weevil)
Lineage: Eukaryota; Metazoa; Arthropoda; Insecta; Coleoptera; Curculionidae
Source: the annotation of a GenBank genome assembly